AUGGCCAGUCCUAUCGUUCUCACUUUUAACGCUGAGGGCCGUCCGAUUAAGUUUGACGUUUGGCUCGAUGACCAGCACCUGUUCCUCCAGAUCACUGCCAAGGACGAUGUUUCCCUGUUUGACCACACGUCCGGCGCCGCUCCCGCACCUGCUGCUACUGCUGACAGCACUGCCCGCUCACAGUGGCAGACCCGUGACGCUCACGCUCGCCUAGCCGUUCGCAGCCACCUGCCGUUAGAUGAGCGCGAGCACUUUGGCCAGCAUAAGACCGCUAAGGAACUGUACGAUGCUGUAGUUGCACUCUACUCCUCCCCUGCUACUGCUGCGAUAGGCCAUCUCUCACUGCCCUAUCUCUUCCCCAAUCUGUCUACCUUUGCCACUGUAGCUGACCUCAUCACCCACCUCCGUACUAGUGAUCUUCGCUACCGUGCCGCGCUUCCCCCCGAUUUCCUAGCCAAGAACCCUCCCUCGAUGUACCUCACACUCUACCACCUAGUCACCCGCCUCCCUGACUCUCUUCGCGCUGUCAGGGACCACUUUCUCGCCCUCUCCCCCACCGACCUCACUGUCGACCUGCUCGAGAAGGAACUCCUAGCAGCUGAGAAGAGCAUUGUAGCUGUAGGUGCCUCUCGUGGCGACUCUCGCACUCCCUUCUUUGAGGGGUGCUCCCCCGUCCCCCUCCUCCCCUCCAUUGCAUCUGCUGCUGCUGUCGACUACCUCGACGCUGAGGGGGUCGGGGCUGCGUCUGCUCCUAGUGGGAGGCGCAAGGGUGGCAGGGGCAAGGGGGGCAAGGGUGGCGGGGGUGGCGGCGGGGGCGGCAGUGGUGGAGGGGGUGGAGGCGGCGGGGGUGGUGGCGGUGGUGGGAGUGGUGCUGGUGGUGGGGGGGUCAGUGGCGGGGCCGGGGGUGGUGGAGGCGGUGGUGGCGGGGGUGGUGGGGGUGGGGGUGGUAGUGGUGGCGGCAGUGGACCUGGUGGCGGGCGCGGUGGAGCGGUGCAGCGUGGGGGGAUUGGCAGUGGCCAGAGGCAGCAGCAGCAGCGUCCCAGCAAGACCCUGUCGCCCCAGCAGCUCCGUGAGUGGUACUCUCAGCGUGGGGGGUCUGGGGGUGGAGGUACCUGCCCGUACGUCAUCCGCACAGGUGACCGCACUGGCUUGAACUGUGGGAGGUUUCACACGGCGCAGCGCUGCUUCUUUCGUCUCGACGACGCAUGGCGCGAGCAGUUCCCUGAUGCCUCUGAGCUGCCCUCUUGGGCUGAUCUGCUUAAAAAGAACAUUGAUAUCUUUGCUCUUAAUUUUGAUGCUAUCCUUGGUGCUAUGUAUGCAUUGACUAUUGGUGUUGAGGGUGACUGUUACCUGCGUGUACCGCUCUAG
Molecule: messenger RNA, 1368 nt
Organism: Closterium sp. Yama58-4
Lineage: Eukaryota; Viridiplantae; Streptophyta; Zygnematophyceae; Desmidiales; Closteriaceae
Source: the annotation of a GenBank genome assembly